GCCUGCCCAUAGAAUAUUCGGAUAAGUUUCGGUUUAGCGAAAGCAUUCUUCAUCUUCUUCUUCUUCUCGUUAUAUAUAUAGAGAACAAAAAAACAGCAAACUCCAUCUUCAUUCUCCUAAAUCCAUCCACUCUGCUCCAAAAAUCCCACCUUGUGUGGCUGCAAAUCUCUCCUUCUCCCUCCGUUGAGCGAUGCGCUCGAUCAUUCGUGGCGCCAAAUUACUCCGCUAAUUGAAUCCCUCUCCCUAUCUGUAACAGGCACAUUCUUUCUAUCAAUCAACUAUGCAAAACCCUUCAACAGUAACCCAGGAAUCAGCAUCAUCCGCCUUUGAUUUCUUCACGCGGCUGAGCGUUUUAGCCUCCAGAAAUCGAUCUCCAUUUUCGAAUUCGGAUGGGUAUUAUCCCCUCUCGACCUCCAAUGCAUUGUUCUUCAAUGGUUCCCGGACUCUCCUACACGCCCAGAGGACGCGCAAAGCCGUAGCUUCCCUGAGCUUGAACACUAGUAACAGCGUCGGCUCUAGCCUGCGUAGGUUUAUCAGCGAUUUCAAUAGCUUUAUUAGGUUUCACUGCGAGAAGGUGGUCCCAGAGUCCUUCGCCUCCGUCGGAGGAGUUGGGGUUUCGAGCGACGAGAACGGGGUUAGCGAAGGUGGGACCGGCGGGGUUUUGGGCGAGGAGGGUUUGCCAUUGAAUGUCGUCGAAGCUGAUCGGCCGAAGAAAGUUUUGAUUUUGAUGAGUGAUACUGGUGGUGGUCACAGAGCCUCUGCGGAAGCCAUUAAAGCUGCAUUCCACCAGGAGUUUGGGGAUGAGUACCAGGUGUUUAUUACGGAUUUGUGGACGGAUCAUACGCCCUGGCCGUUCAACCAGCUUCCCAGGAGCUAUAACUUUCUGGUGAAACAUGGAACUCUCUGGAAAAUGACUUACUAUGGUACGGCUCCACGCGUUAUUCACCAAUCCAAUUUUGCAGCAACUUCGACUUUUAUCGCCAGGGAAAUUGCACAAGGGUUGAUGAAAUAUCAACCAGACAUUAUAAUCAGUGUUCAUCCGUUGAUGCAACAUGUCCCACUUCGUGUCCUAAGAUCAAAAGGGUUGCUUAAGAAAAUCGUCUUCACCACGGUUAUUACAGACUUGAGCACUUGCCAUCCCACAUGGUUUCAUAAGCUUGUGACAAGAUGUUACUGCCCAUCAACAGAAGUGGCUAAAAGGGCUCAAAAGGCCGGACUUGAAACAUCGCAAAUCAAAGUUUACGGGCUUCCUGUUCGACCUUCCUUUGUGAAACCAGUUCGCCCAAAGGUUGAAUUAAGAAGGGAGCUAGGGAUGGAUGAGAAUCUUCCAGCUGUAUUGUUAAUGGGUGGAGGAGAAGGAAUGGGACCCAUCGAGGCAACAGCAAGAGCACUAGGAGAUGCUUUGUAUGAUGAGAGUCUAGGUGAAGCCGUUGGUCAGGUUCUUAUAAUAUGUGGACGGAACAAGAAACUCCAAAACAGAUUAAGUUCCUUAGAUUGGAAAAUCCCAGUCCAGGUUAAAGGGUUUAUAACGAAAAUGGAGGAAUGCAUGGGUGCCUGUGACUGCAUCAUAACAAAGGCUGGUCCGGGAACAAUAGCUGAAGCUAUGAUAAGAGGGCUACCGAUAAUCUUAAACGGCUACAUCGCUGGUCAAGAGGCAGGGAAUGUGCCGUACGUGGUGGAGAACGGAUGCAGAAGGAAAGCAGAGAUGUUGUACAUUAUAGGGUUAGGUUUAGGAGAUGAAAGGGACAUAACACUGAGAGGACUCGAAGCCGUGAAGAAAUCUCAGAAAGUAUACAUGGAAGCUUACACUUCUCUUUUGUCCUUCGGUCUCUCUCCUAAUGGUCUUUCCAAUCUUGAAAAGUUUUAUGGGAAACCAAUUAUACUUGCUGAUAGAGAAAUGGUGGAAGAAAAAGCAGGCGAUAUGAUUGAAGAAGCCAUUCAUAGCGAUGUCGCUUUUCUCGUUGUUGGUGAUCCUUUCGGAGCUACAACGCACAGUGAUCUUGUUGUUCGAGCUAAGAAACUCGGUGUAAAUGUAGAGGUUGUGCACAACGCAUCUGUGAUGAAUGCUGUUGGGAUCUGUGGUCUGCAGCUUUACCAUUACGGAGAGACUGUUUCAAUCCCGUUCUUCACCGAGACUUGGAGACCAGACAGCUUUUACGAGAAGAUCAAGAAGAACCGUGAUCUUGGACUCCACACUCUCUGUUUGCUGGAUAUCCGAGUGAAAGAGCCCACUUUCGAAUCUCUCUGCAGAGGAGGGAAGAAGCAGUAUGAGCCUCCCAGAUACAUGACUGUUAAUACAGCGAUCGAGCAGCUUCUGGAAGUUGAGCAGAAGCAUGGAGAUUCUGUUUACGGUGAAGACACAGAGUGUGUGGGGUUUGCACGGCUUGGCUCUGAGGACCAGACGAUUGUUGCAGGGACGAUGAAGCAGCUCGAGAGUGUUGACUUUGGAGCACCGUUGCACUGCCUUGUGAUUGUAGGCAAGACUCAUCCCGUGGAAGAAGAGAUGUUAGAGUUUUACAGAUACAAAACUGCAAAUUAAAGACCACAGGACCGAAGCAGGCUCUUAUCUUCUGAGGAAUUGAUGGAAAGUAGGUGAAACAGUUUUGGUCAUUUCUAUCUAUUUUUUGUGGGUUUUGAUGUUACAUAAGCAUAACUACGAUGUGUCUUCGAAUAUGAGAUAUUCAUUUGGCUAUAGUUUGAGGCGCACUUUGUAUUGUAUUCGAGCAUUUUUUUUUUUUGUCGAAGAGAAUUUUUAGUUUGAGAUAUAUUUGGUUUGAGGAACUAACACCAAAGGAGAAAUCGUUUCGGUUUGUUUUUGCUCGGUCUGGCUCUUGAG
Molecule: messenger RNA, 2836 nt
Organism: Thlaspi arvense
Lineage: Eukaryota; Viridiplantae; Streptophyta; Magnoliopsida; Brassicales; Brassicaceae
Source: the annotation of a GenBank genome assembly